Molecule: messenger RNA, 2310 nt
Organism: Apiotrichum porosum
Lineage: Eukaryota; Fungi; Basidiomycota; Tremellomycetes; Trichosporonales; Trichosporonaceae
Exons: 4
Coding region: 1-2310 (769 amino acids)
Source: RefSeq, a predicted model, not a curated record
AUGAGCACUCCAGGCCGCGAGGAUCCUGCAGCCCACAGGAACCUCGCCACGGCCACAAGGGCAGCACAAGAAUCCACAGCGACGGGGGACAAUGCCGCAACGCUCACCGUCGUCCCUCGUCUCGACCACCCCGGUUCGCUCAACCCCAGUAACAGCACCACGCCGCUUGGUCACGAUGACCACGGUGACCUCGACCCCGCAGCGUCCCUCUCCAACCUUCCACCCGAGCUCUUAGACCUGGUCCUCAGCCAUGUUGAACCCGAGCAUCGCACGCGCACCGCCCUGUCGCUCGCCAUCGCCACUGGCCACUCUCCCUCCCAGCGCGCAAUCUGGAAGCACGUCGUGGUCAACCGCGGGCCCCAGCUCAUGCCCCUAUGGAAGAAGUUGAUGCUCGAGAAGAAGAAAGGGCGGAGUGGCGGGUGUGAACUCGCGAGGACGUUUAGUCAGGAAUCAUGGCGUGGUGAUGCCGACAUCCUCAACAACGUUCUUCGGUGCCUUCCUCGCCUGCAAACCAUUCUUCUCAACAUGGGUACCAACUUUGCACCCGAGCACUUGACCGAGCUGUUUGAGAAGCCCCGCGACGUGCAGCGCAUCGAGAUGCGGUUCAGGCCGUAUGUGGAACAGGCUACCUAUUACCAGUUUUUGAAAGGUUCCUAUUUCGACACGGCAAUCACUACCCUCUACCGCCUCUGGCCAGAAACUCCCGAGUUUACAAAACUCAGCAUCGUGCAAGAUGUACCACCUCGCAAGACUGCGCCGCCCACGCGCGACCACAGCGUCGUGGCCAGUCUCACCGGCAGCAUGACCGACUUGCGAUUGGACAGCACCAGUGUUCCGGGACCGUCGCCACUGGCUACAGCGGCUGCCAUUGCUGCAGCCGAGGCCGAUGGAGAUGCCUCCGACUCUGAGGAAGGCGAUUCGUCCACACCACCUUCAUCGGUUGAUGAAACCGAGACACUCGAGGCCAAGGGGUACACCCGUCAAGGACCGUUCCCUUACCUGGGCGCGAGUCUACAGCACGCCAAGCCCACUUCGUUUGCGCAGCCAAUUGUCUUUUUUGACACGGAGUGUCUUGCUCGAUUUGGCGCGUCCCCUGUCGCCAAACACAUUGACCACCUUCGCCUGCGUAUCCCAAGUCGAACCAUUGUCAACGUUCUCGUCUCCCCACCCCAUGGACCCGUCCUGUUCCCCGCCCUGCGUUACCUUGACUUGUCAACAACCAACGUUCGCCUGGACGCGGUCCUUGCAGCUCUGCUCCGCAACCACACUCGGCUAGAGCACCUUGUCCUCGACCGCGUCAAUCUGUUUGGUUUUACAGCUCGUGAAAAGGGCACUGAGCUUUGUCGCGAUCUUGGUGGACUCUGCAUAUCGGCAGGCCUCAACAGAGGCAAAGAGCGCGAGCGAGCGAUAGCAGCCUGGGACCUUGCGGAACGUACUCGCCUGGCCGAAGCCGAGGCCGCUCUGCGUCGCGAGCGGGCAAUAAACAACGCUCAUGACGGUAGCGAGGCGGCAAGAGCCGCUGUCGCCGAGGAAGCCAUGCGCGACGAGAUGCAGCGCAACAUUGCCCUCGCUCGCUCGCGCCGUGGCCAUCGUAGCGCUGGCCACAGUACAAUUUCACUUCGCGAUCGACCUGCACGUCGCGGCGGUGCGGCUGCUUCGACCACGAUAUCGCCGGCCGAUAUUCCAGCAGCAGACCGCGCAUACUUUGUUCUCCCGCCCCUACCUUCGCUAAAGACAAUGUCCAUUGGUGGUGAAGCACCACUCAUUUCCACGUUCCGCGUCAGCACGUGGGAGGACCAGUUCCAUGCCGGCUGGCGUGAUGGCCUUUCCAAGCUGUCAGGAUGGGCUGCGCACGUUGCCGACAAGUACGAGCGCGCAGUCAAACGCAGCGACGAGUGGAAAGAGUGGCACGCUCGGAACAGUGGCGACAAGGACAAGACAGACGCCAAGGGCAAGACCAAGGGCAAAGCCAAGGCCUUGCCGGCGGACAAGGCUCGACCCCCGCUCGAUGUUCGUCUAUACCGUUUCGGAACCGUCGACGAACCUGUGGCAGAACAUGACAGGGUGGACCCCACUGUGGGCCUCAUUGAGGUGCACCCUGAGCGGGCUCGAGACUACCUGGACGUGUACAAGGAUGCGGUUGCCGAGGCCGACAUGUAUACCCACUCGCAGGCCGUUCGUCCCCCGUGUGUGUUCUGCACGGUUCCAGACUGCGAGGGUCCGCGCCGCCGAGGUGAGGAAGGUGCCCGCGUGGAUGGUCGCGGAGGCACAGGCAAGGCGCACAAGGAAGGCUGUGGCCACCACUCGUGA